GCCUUCCCGAGCACGACUAGCCACAAACCGCCUUCGGAAUGGAACAAGUGCAGUACAACUACGAGGACUUCGCUCGAUUACCCACGACGGUGUUUUGGAUCAUGGGCUACGACAUGCUGGACGUACCAAAGACCAGGUCCCGCAGGAUACUAUAUCGAAUAUAUCGCUUCCUUUGCCUCGCCAGCCAUGCGGUCUGCGUGGGAGUUAUGAUAUUUCGCAUGGUGGAGGCGAAGACUAUUGACAAUGUGUCGCUGAUCAUGCGCUACGCCACUCUGGUUACCUAUAUCAUCAACUCGGAUACCAAGUUCGCCACCGCUUUGCAAGGCAAUGCCAUCCAAAGCCUGAACUCUAAGCUGGCUGAACUCUAUCCGAAAACCACACUGGACAGGAUCUAUCACCGGGUGAAUGAUCACUACUGGACAAAGUCGUUUGUAUAUUUGGUUAUAAUUUACAUUGGUUCGUCGAUAAUGGUUGUCAUUGGACCGAUUAUUACGUCGAUUAUAGCUUACUGCGCACAAAACGUAUUCACCUACAUGCACUGCUAUCCAUACUUCUUGUAUGAUCCUACGAAGGAUCCGGUUUGGAAGUACAUUGGCAUCUAUGCUCUGGAAUGGCUGCACAGCACACAGAUGGUCAUUUCGAACAUUGGCGCGGAUAUCUGGCUGCUGUACUUUCAGGUGCAGAUCAAUCUUCACUUUAGAGGCAUUAUACGUUCACUGGAGGAUCACAAGCCCAGUGUGAAGCACGACCAGGAAGACAGGAAAUUCCUUGCGAAAAUCGUGGACAAGCAAGUUCACCUGGUCAGUUUGCAAAACGAUCUGAAUGGCAUCUUUGGGGGAUCGCUGCUUUUGAGCCUGUUGACCACCGCCGCGGUUAUCUGCACGGUGGCGGUGUACACUCUGAUUCAGGGAGCCACUUUGGAGGGCUUCACAUAUGUGAUCUUCAUCGGGACUUCGGUGACGCAGGUCUACCUGGUGUGCUAUUACGGUCAGCAAGUUCUGGAUUUGAGCGGCGAGGUGGCCCACGCCGUGUACAAUCAUGAUUUCCACGAUGCUUCUAUAGCCUACAAGAGGUACCUGCUCAUCAUCAUUAUCAGGGCACAGCAGCCCGUGGAACUGAAUGCCAUGGGUUACCUGUCCAUUUCGCUGGACACCUUUAAACAGCUGAUGAGCGUUUCCUACCGCGUUAUAACCAUGCUUAUGCAGAUGAUACAGUAG
Molecule: messenger RNA, 1217 nt
Organism: Drosophila erecta
Lineage: Eukaryota; Metazoa; Arthropoda; Insecta; Diptera; Drosophilidae
Gene: Or85f
Product: odorant receptor 85f
Exons: 4
Coding region: 39-1217 (392 amino acids)
Biological process (GO): sensory perception of smell; detection of chemical stimulus involved in sensory perception of smell
Cellular component (GO): plasma membrane
Molecular function (GO): olfactory receptor activity; odorant binding
Source: RefSeq, a predicted model, not a curated record